UGAUUGAACAUUGACAGACGACUAGGCAGCAUGGUCUCAUGAUCUUAGCCUGUCCUAAUGAAAAAAUAUUGAAAACAAAUGUCAAACAAUUGAGAUUGGGACAAGGACUAAGAAUUAUUUCAGAAUCCAGAUAGUUAAUCAGUUUAAUUAGCGAUGAAUCAAAUGAACAUGCACGGUAAUGUGCCAGUAAACCCCCCUGUGGGUGCAGCACCCAACGUGGGUAUGCACAUACCGUCGGCUGGCACGGUGAUGCAGCAACCGUCUCCGCAGCAGAUGCAGCCGGGACCCGGUCCGGGAGGGCCGGGGCCGGGGCCUGCCAUGCCGCAACAGCCCCAGCAAGACAAGAUGGACAACAUCUCCAAAGUGAAGACAUUAAUGGGGUCCCUAAGAGAAGCAAUACCGACUACUCUGAAGUCAGCUGCUCAAAUUCUACAUCAAAAUCACACUACUGACUCAAAUUCUCAAAAGGGUGUCACAGAUACUCCUGUGUUGAGAUUUGACAAAAACCUAGAGGAAUUAUAUUCCCUGUGUGAUCAAAUGGAACUUCAUUUGCGUACAGCAGUGACAUGCAUCCAGCAAGCACAGUCUGCAUCACAUUAUCUUCCACUGACUGUGAUUCCUUCGAGACUUGACUCUGGAAGCACUCAGGAGACGACACUGAGCUACCCUGCUUACCUGAACACGGUGCGGUUGCAAAUCUCAUAUGCGAAGGACAUCCACGAUUUGCUGGUGGCCGCUGCACAGAACAUCGCGCCAACUGAAUGACGCGACGCUACGCCUGCCAGCGAGGACGAAUGACCCGACGCCGAAGAACUCGAACAGUAAGCGGUUGAAAGAGACAUUUAAAGUGAGAAUCUAUCAUGAAGUGAACUUAUCUGGAAAGUAGGAGUAAGAAUGUGUCAACAACUGAUUCGAGGCUUCUAAAUUUAAAAUAUGCUAUGCUUGUAUUUUUUUUUUCAUGGCUAGAUGGUCCUUGAGUUGGUUUCAUAUUUUUACAGAUUGUAGUCCUAAGUUGGGAUAAUUAUAAUAAAUAAAUAUUAAUACAAGUUGGAUGUUAAGUAAACUGUAUACAACAUAACAUAUACUUGUUUAACUGUAUAUAAUACGUAAAUAAACCAUACCAGCUUAUUUGAUUCAAACAGGCAUUUUAUAUUACUCAUUACAUUAUUUGCCAACUGUAAAUUGAAAUUAUUACUCAUAAUAUACCAUUAAUGUACCUAUGUAGGUAGUUAUUAAAUCUUUUUCUUUGGCAGAAAUGGCAGUUUGGCACCUUCCCUAUUAUAAGAUUGCAAAACACAUACUCUUACAUAAUAUUAUAACUUCGUAUAAUGAAUAAUUUUUAUGUGAACAAUAUACUACUGAGACUA
Messenger RNA from Pectinophora gossypiella (pink bollworm), 1367 nucleotides. Its product is annotated as mediator of RNA polymerase II transcription subunit 29-like. Gene Ontology annotation, biological process: regulation of transcription by RNA polymerase II. Gene Ontology annotation, molecular function: transcription coregulator activity; transcription factor binding. Gene Ontology annotation, cellular component: mediator complex. The coding region runs from base 154 to 765 and encodes 203 amino acids. NCBI's taxonomy places the organism in Eukaryota, Metazoa, Arthropoda, Insecta, Lepidoptera, Gelechiidae. The transcript is spliced from 5 exons. The record is from RefSeq and is a predicted model, not a curated record.